Cryptotermes secundus is the source of this 1558-nucleotide messenger RNA. Its product is annotated as venom protease. Bases 67 to 1218 code for a protein of 383 amino acids. The transcript has 7 exons. Gene Ontology annotation, molecular function: serine-type endopeptidase activity. Lineage: Eukaryota; Metazoa; Arthropoda; Insecta; Blattodea; Kalotermitidae. Gene Ontology annotation, biological process: proteolysis. The record is from RefSeq and is a predicted model, not a curated record.
CGACCAGCAGGUCAGUUCGUAAGGUGGUUUCAUACGUGUGACACUUGGCAGAAGAUUCGAAAGGAAAUGUCGUCUUUUAUCGCGUUCUUAUUUCUAGCUACUUAUAUUUCUGCUCAACAAUUUGAGGGUGAUACUUGCACCACUCACGAUAGGUCUGAAGGUGUCUGUAAAAAUAUAGAAAAAUGCCAGGCAGCCAAGGAUGAAAUUAGGAAGGGAAAUCUACCUUCGAUAUGCGGGUUCGAUGCACGAGUUCCGAUAGUCUGUUGUCCCGCACCGCGGUCAACUACACUACGGCCAACUCGCCCUGCGCCAACUGCAUCAGUGAUACCAACCGAACAGAGCAAGAGCAAGCAGAAGUGUAAGGAGUACUCGUCUCUAGUUUAUGUUAAAGAGGGCGCGACGGUCCUAAUACCGGAUUUUGAACCGGAAAAAGUGUCACAGUGUGUGGAUGGCAAGAAACUCAUUAUUGGGGGUGUUGAGGCUGAACCAAUGGAGUUUCCCCACGUGGCCGCGGUAGGUUAUGGUGAAAGGAGCCAGAUCAACUGGGCGUGUGGUGGAAGUCUCAUCAGUGAGAAGUUCAUCCUCACAGCUGCGCACUGCCUCUCCUCACGCGAUUGGGGUUUGGCGAAGUGGGUUCGUCUCGGUGAUCUGAACCUUAAGACAACAAAUGACAAUACAAGAACUCAGGAUUUUUCGGUAUCCAGAAUAUUCCGACACCCAGAAUACUCUUCUCCGGCUCAUUACAACGACAUUGGCCUGUUGCAACUUGACAGGGAUGUCAAAUUCGACGGAUACGUACGCCCAGCGUGUCUUCACGUGGAGCAAGAUGUCCCCACUAAGCAACCGGAGGCCAUCGGUUGGGGUCUCACAGAUUGGAUUGGUGCGAAAGGGAGUGAUAUGUUGCUGAAAGUUGGUCUUAACUUCGUCAAUCCCGAGAUCUGUAACGACACAUUCAGCCCCAUGAUAGGGGGCAGGAAACUGAGAGUUGGGAUCACAGAUGAAAGCAUGUUGUGUGUGGGGAACCUCGACGGUGGCAAAGACACCUGCAAGGGUGACUCGGGAGGUCCCCUUCACGUCCGGAUGGCCGAACCAUACUGCAUGUUCGAUAUAGUGGGAAUCACGUCCUUUGGGAGUAUUUGUGGUUCCAAGAAUUCUCCGGCUAUCUACACCAGAGUGUCCCGGUUCGUGCCCUGGAUUGAGAGUAUCGUGUGGAGUUAGUACUGUCUUUCCUUCAACACCAUUGACUCAUGCCUCUCAAUAGUUAUGUAAACAUCGAACCUUCAGAGAAGGGCACUGCCCUAAACCGACCAUUCGACAGGAUGUCCAGGCCAUUUCUGUGUAUACCGCGUUAUUAAUUUUAAUAUAAACAUGAAGCUUAAUCCAAUAAUUCAUAUAAAUUUCAUUCUUUAAGUUUACAAGGAUUCUAUAGAUUCUGUAUUCGUGAGAUCUGAAAAUAUUCUCUAUUUAUAUCAUAUUAAGGGUAGCGCCAUAGCUCAAACGGUUAGUCGCUGGCUUCCCACCACGGCGGCCCGGGUUCUAUCCCGGGUCUGGUCAAGUG